Molecule: messenger RNA, 5373 nt
Organism: Cyprinus carpio (common carp)
Lineage: Eukaryota; Metazoa; Chordata; Actinopteri; Cypriniformes; Cyprinidae
Gene: eif3hb
Product: eukaryotic translation initiation factor 3, subunit H, b
Cellular component (GO): eukaryotic 43S preinitiation complex; cytosol; cytoplasm
Molecular function (GO): protein binding; translation initiation factor activity; metallopeptidase activity
Source: RefSeq, a predicted model, not a curated record
UUUGUUUUUUUGAACCGGUUCAAUCCAUGCAUUUAAAAGAUCCGAUUCCAAUGAAUGAUUCACUCAUCGCUAUCAGGUUCACCGGAAGGAAUCGGUUUAGCGGUUUUGUAUCCCCGGCGCGCGUGAAGAUGGCAUCCCGUAAAGAAGCCCCGUCUGGAAAAAGCCUGGAUUCUCCCGUCAGACAAAUCCAGAUCGAAGGACUGGUGGUGAUGAAGAUCAUCAAGCAUUACCAGGAGGAAGGUCAGGGCAGUGAGGUGGUGCAGGGGGUGCUGCUGGGGCUGGUGGUGGAGGACAGGCUGGAGAUCACCAACUGCUUCCCUUUCCCUCAACACACAGAGGACGAUGCUGACUUUGAUGAAGUUCAGUAUCAGAUGGAGAUGAUGAGAAGUUUGCGCCAUGUAAACAUUGAUCAUCUUCAUGUGGGUUGGUACCAGUCAACUUUCUACGGUUCUUUUGUCAGCCGGGCCCUUCUGGACUCUCAGUUCAGCUACCAGCACGCCAUCGAAGAGUCAGUUGUGCUUAUAUAUGAUCCAAUCAAGACAGCCCAGGGGUCUUUGUGCUUGAAAGCCUACAGGUUGACCCCAAAACUCAUGGAGAUCUGUAGAGAGAAGGACUUCUCAGCAGAUGGGCUGAAGAAGGCUAGCGUGGGUUAUGAGAACAUGUUCGAGGAGGUGCCCAUUGUCAUCAAGAACUCUCAUCUCAUCAACGUUCUGCUGUGGGAGCUGGAGGACAAAUCCACUGCUGCAGACAAACACGAGCUCUUGAACCUUUCCAGCAGUACUCAUCUGGAGAAGAGCCUGCAGAUGCUGAUGGACCGCGUGGACGAAAUGAGUCAGGACAUUGUCAAGUACAACAACUACUGCCGCAGUCUCAGCAAGCAACAGCAACAGAAACAUCAGUACAUUCAGAGACGGCAACAGGAGAAUGCGCAGAGACAGAGUCGAGGAGAGCCUCCGCUUCCUGAGGAAGACCUGAGCAAGAUGUUCAAGCCUCCUCAGCCGCCUCCGCGAAUGGACACCCUGCUCAUUGCUAGUCAACUCAGCACAUACUGCCAAACCAUCAAGGAGUUCACAUCUCAAAACCUGGGCAAGCUUUUCAUGGCUGAAGCUCUUCAAGGAACAAGCAGUUAUUCUUGAGCUACCUACAUUGUCCUAUGAUUGGUCAAGAGACACCAGUUCUGUUUUUAUGACUUUUUCUGUGGCUCAUUUUAAUACAGUGUUCCAUUGGUUUUAGAUUUUUGAUUUAACAUUACUAGACCAAAACAUAAGCUUAUAGGUGUUUCAAUUCCCACCAGACAGGUCAUUUUAUUUAAGCAUGGACAGUAUAAAUGCAUAUUAUGCAUAUCAGCACGGACCAAACAGUGAUUUCUGAGAGGAACCCAAUGUACCUGUCAACAAUGUGUGAAAAGGGAUGUUGGAAAUUUGAUAAAUUGGAUUGUGUCCACUUUUGAAAUGCUCCAUUUAAGAGAGAGAUAUGCCAUCCUUUUUUUAUGUUUGUGUUUCAUAUUUGUACAGGUACAUGUUGUAUCAGCAGGGGAGUCUUGAAGUCUUUUUGCAAGCCUGUGACUAAGAUUUUUCUUUUUCUUUUAAAUUAUUUGGCAAGAAAUCUCACUUUAAUUAUGUUUUAUUGUAAAGGAGCAAUUUAGGGAUCAAAACAGUCAAUUUGUACAAGCCAUGGUGUUCUUUUAGCCAAAUAUGGAUGGGAACAGUAGUAAUUAUAGUACUGAGCUGUAACUCUGCCCCCUUCCCUGUCAGUUUACACCAGGAGUCUGCUGCUGGACAUUAAUUUCAGCCCACUGUUCCCUGUAGUCGAGGGACACUGGGGUCUGCGUGACGUUUGCCGCCCACCACCUCUCCACUACCCGCUACAGUCAUUAGCCUUUGCAGAAUGUAUUUUAAAAUUUAUUUCCACUUCACUUCAGGUGAUUAAAGCAGAUAAACCAUGACAAUAAAACUCUUGAACUUCAGCCGCCCUGAUGGAUGAUUACAAAGAGUUUGAGUCGUAAUUGCAGCGAUGAGCUUUUGACAUAACACGACGUGCCCAGCCUUUCAAAGAGGAGUGCGCCAUCAAAAUCCAGCUGCUUGAAAAGAAAAAUAAAAUGCAAAAAAGUUCUAGUUUUGAAUAUCCUACUCUAACUCUAGAUAUAUUCCAUGUCACCUUUCGCUGGUGAAUUAAAGUAAUUGCAGUACUGACCUUAUGCCCUUGUAAUUAAAUACUAUAUCCUGUCAUGAUGGAAGUUAUUCCAUUUUGUGAAAUCAGGAAGGAUUUUGCUUAUUGAAGUAAAAGACAGUUAAUGACAUAAAUACUAGCAGUGUUCAUCUUUAAUAGAAAAAGAUAAGUCAGAGGUCUCAUGACUGACGUCUUUUCAGGCACCUAAAGAAUAGGUGUAUUUUUAAAGUCUGACUUAUUUCAGGGACAUUACAAUUAAAGGAAGAAUAUAUACAGUAUAUGGUAGUUUACAGGGCUUUUUUGCGGUAAGUAACUGUAAAAUUACAGCAAAGUCUAACACUGAAUUGUCCGUUCAUGUUAGUUCACAGUGCAUUAACUAAUGUUAACAAGAUUUUAAUAAUUUAUUAGUAAAUGAAUAAACGCUGUAUAAGUGCAGUUCAUUAUUAGUUCAUGUUAACUAAUGUAGUUAACUAAUGAACCUUAUGGUAAAGUGUUACCAUUUUAUCUCAUAUACUGUAGAUAAAAACCUUUUGAAACAAAAUCACACAUUUUUCCAGGAUCAGAGCCGUUUUCAAGGACUCUUUCCUUUCAAUCUGUAGAAAUCAAUUUCCGUGUUUUUCUUCCAUAAAUGCUCAUUUCAGUAUUCAUUUGAUGUUUUCCAGUUAUACCACAACAAAGUCUCCCUUGUUUCAUGGAAUUGAUAACUCCCAAGAUUUAACCUACUCCAUGAUUUUAGUCCAUUUAAAGGCCAGUUGUUUUUCCCUGACGGUUAAUCUAGAGUUUAGCUAACCUGACUCCUCACAGGUGAUGAGCUGUGUUUGAAUUGCAAUAAUGGAGGGAUGAAUUUCUCCCUAAAGCCCCAUUGAUCUGUGUGUGUGUGUGUGUGUGUGUGUGUGUGUGAGAGCGGGCGGCUUAGAAGACAUUGAUUUGAGAAGCAGUAGAAGCGGGGCUGGCUCAUUAGGAGCUUUCUUUGAACGCUUUCAUUGUGUUUGUUUUAGGCUGGUAAGCCAGAGGUGCUACAGCUUUUGUUCUAUUAUUGAUGAAGUCCCACUUGUUUCCACACUUUUUGAGGACGUUGCUCCACAAGCCAGCAGAAGUUGUUGUUUGAUGUGUGUGUUAGUUGCACCUUUUUUAAAAGUCAAUACUGUAAAAGGCCUGUGCUUUGGUUUAACAGUUCCUGGCACUUUUUAGGAAUACACUGUGGUAUCCCAACAGCACAACUUCUUUUAAGCAUUUUUAAUGCAUAAAUUCAGUGUUUUUGUUAUUGUGAAAACUGGGGUUGGUUAGAAACACUGUUAUGUACCAAAAUUAACUUAGCUUAAGCAGUAGGAAGUUGUAAACAAAUAUGUUCUUUUUCUUUUUUUAAAAGAAUUUUUGCAAUCCAUUUUUUAAUUAAAAAUAGUUAACAUGUUUCUUAAGAAAAAUUGAAUAGCUGUUAUUUCAAAAACCCUCUGGGUUUUUUUUUUCCUUUUUAUUAAUUAAAAAAAAUGCUUACUUUUAUUUUAUUUUUUACUAAUUUGCUUCAUUCUUCUUGCUAAAAAAAAUAAAAUUCAACAAAUCAUACUUCAUCAUGGAAAGUGCCUCUUGGUGGAGGAUAAAAAAUUUAAAUCGUUUUCAGCCAGUUUUCAUCUUUUAUUUUGGUAAUGCUCAGUUCCUGAUCCCUGAGAAGAUGGAAGAAUGAUACAUUUAAGGCAGAAGUUCAUCAAAAAUAUGUUUUUGGAGGAAGCAAUGUCAAGAUGUUCUCAGAAACCACCAAUGGUCACUCAGUUUCCAUUUGAUGACACACACAGAACCCACAUAAAUGCAGGGCUGUCUGUGUUCGAACUAAAAGCGUAAAUGAAAACUGGAGCCCUUGAAAAGUUUUUGAGAGAAGCUAUCCGAUUGCUCUAGUACAAUGGUUACCACAAUCUUCUAUAAACAGGAAAUUCCUACUGUUCCACUCUAAUAUAGGCUCUGUAAUAAGUACCUGUCUAUACAUACAUACCCGGUCUUGAUAACACUUUUCCAUGAUUUUUUUUCCCUCCAACAUUUCUUGUCAAAAGUUUCUAUUUAUUUUGUUUGGCAAGAUGGAUUGAACACUUGAACCGAGUUACUGGCAGCCUCCAGAGGGUCUCACAGAGGCAGAUGGCGAAAAGCAUCUGUAAUGAAACAGCUGAAAUCAGGUUUAAACAUUAGCACCUGCUUUUUUAGACAACAAAAUCUGAACUUUGACAGCAACAGUCAGAAGAGUUCACGUUUAGUGAACAUCAACAUUAUACAUAUAUGGUGGGGAGGGUGGGUCUAAACUUUAAAGAUUCCAUUUUCAAACCUAUAGAAUAAAUCAAAAUAUGACUAUAUAUAUAAAAAAAAUUAAUUCCAGGAAAUGAUUAGCUAGUUAAAUUCUGAUGAAGCAAUUCCAUACUUAUGUUAACCAAUGCUUCGUUUUGUUUGGAAAAUGUUCUUUUUGUCAGGUGUUUCUCAUUAAGGUCAUUUUAAACUUGUUACAUGAAUUUAACAAAUUAUGUGUGCUCGUAAAUGUCAUUUCCCAUUAAUUGAGUGCUUGUUAUCGGGGAACACCUGUAUUUAACAACCUACUAUUAAAAGACCUUAUUAUUUAAAAUGAAAUAACAAACAGAAAAAUAAAAGCCCUCAAUAGCCUUGAAAUAGAAGCGGGCUGAAUACAGACUAAGCGAGGUCAGAAUUUAUGGUCUAUGGUAAAUAAUUGCAAAUGUUAUUAACCUGAAACCCAUUUAAAGUCUUACUAAUAGUGCACUCACUAUAAAUUGAUACAGCAAGGCUAAAUGGCUUCCAGUCAUCCCUGCAGAUAUUUCUACUGUUAAUUCAUUAGAGCUCAUCCUCUGCAUUGCCGCUGCUGCUCCUGCUGUCCUUUUAUUGACAGGUCAGUGACAGAUUCUGUCUAUCUAUGUGUUUGUCUAUGUAUUUUUUUCCCCUGUCUGCAGGGCUGUGGUUCCUUCAUAUGUGCUCACAUUAAUAAAUGUGUUCUAAUGUGUUUGUGUAGUAAAGAUGUAAUCACACCUGUUAACACCUGCAGUAGUUGAUCAGAUAAUGUAUAAGUCAUUUGUGUUUUCCUCAACAACUGUAAAUUCUUUUUAUCUUUAUUUAAAGAUGUAUAUGCAACUUUCUACAACUUUCACCGAGCUGAAUGUACUUUAUAGUUCAAUUAAAAAUAAAUAAUCCACUGGUUGACCUAAAAUAGACCUCAAA